Messenger RNA from Peniophora sp. CBMAI 1063, 906 nucleotides. The record is from the annotation of a GenBank genome assembly. Lineage: Eukaryota; Fungi; Basidiomycota; Agaricomycetes; Russulales; Peniophoraceae.
AUGGUCUCUACGAAUGCUCAACGCAAUGAACAGCGGGAACAGGAGGCUGAAGCGUACCAAGCAAAACUCGACUUGGGCCUAGUCGAGGGGCCGAUCCCCGGACACUCUAAAUAUUAUGCGUGCACCGACGACCGGAUCCGAGGCGUGUACUGCAACUGGGGUCUCCUCCAACCGACGCUGGAUGACCUAGGAUGCCGGUACAAAUGCCAGCGCUACAAUAUGUUCCAGGAAGCAAACGAUGUUGUACAAGCCUCGGACCCGCACAGGCUCUCCACGCUAAUGGAGAGGCUCAACCUCUCUGCGGAUGGCGGCCGCCGUGACCGACAGACGUACACGAAUACUGGAAUACGUACGCUUGCGCCUACACAAGACACCCGUCGGGGCUCGGCGGCAGCUGCCCCGGGCACACGCGCGCCUCAUGCGCAGUCCAGUUCCCCGGCACCGAUCACCUCCGUACCCCGUACUCCUGUUCGCCCGGUUUCAGCGUCUCCUUCGCCUGCUCCACUCGGUUUGCCCUUCAGUUAUUCGCGUGCUCAGGCGGCCCCGCGUCGCACUGAGAGCCCUGUAUUUACUGGCUCUCGGGCCACUACGUCUGCUCUGGCUCCGCCGCCCUCUCCGGCUGCCACUGCUGUCUCCGAGCGUGCCAUGAGAGAUAUGCUGCUUGCCGGUGUUGCUAAUGCUGCACCUCUCUCUCGUGACUGGAAGGUGCUUCGCGGAAACACGCCGAAGCGCGGUUGGAAGUGGCACGCUGUCGCCCGCGGCAGACAUACUGGCGUAUUUGAUGACGCCGACUACGCUACCAGGCAGUGCAAAGAGUUCCCCGGAUUUGUGCGCAUGGGUUUCCGUGAGGAGGAACUGGCUCGCUCGUGGCUCAGGGCGUACUAUGAAGGCAAAGUCGGCAUCUAG